AUGGCCUCUCUCCGCGAUCUGCGAAUGCCGGCUUGGCACGAACUCCAACGUUAUCUUACAGAUCCUGAGAUUCUGACGUCGGAAAUCUUGUUCUUGAUUUUGACUUUGUCGAACAUUUUUGUGGUGUAUCGUCUCUUCCUCGAUGUGGUCCCCUUCCCGGUUUUCGUUACCUGGUGGCAGCUGGCCCAGGGCCUGUUGAUGGCUUGGUGCCUUGGCGAGGUUGGCAAGGAAUACCCCAAGCUGGCAUACUUCCCAAGAGUUGAAAUAGACAGGAGACUCCUCAGAAGGUUGUUUGUGCCUACAAUUGUCAACGCUCUUAUGUUGGUUCUAGCAAACGUCCUUCUCUAUCGCGUGCAAUGCGUUGCAACACUUCCGGUCGUCGUUGCCUUUGCGGUCGUUCUUCAUCACGUCACCCGAUUCGUGGGUUGUGGAGAGGAAUACAUGCCAAUGCGUUGGCAAGCAGUUGGCCUGUUGUUCACAGCCUUCCUCUUGGGCAUCACCGAUUCAAAAACCGUCGGCUCUGACGUGCUGCCAUGGGCUAUACUGUACGCGAUCUUCUCCGCUGCUUUCCGCGCUGCUUUCCUGCAGAAGGUGAUGCACGAAGUAGAAGGCAAAGGAAACCUCCUGCACAACCACCAGCAUUUUAUCUCUGUUAUCAUUCUCCCGGUGUUGAUGCUCAUCUGCGGCGAGGGUUCUGUGCUUAGUGCCAUGCCAAUGAAUUUCGAGUCACUCUACACCUGGCAGACUUGGGGAUGCCUGUUUACUGUCGGAGCCCUUCCGUUCCUGAAGAAUAUCGUCUCCAACCGCCUUAUCCGCAGAACAGGUCAAGGCCCAUGGCGGUUCCUUGAGGUCUUGUCAAUUUUCUUCGUUUUCAUUAUCGGCGUCACGUUCGGAACCCCUGGGUGGCAAGGGUACAUUGCAAUCAUGCUGGUUAUUGCAGGGCGUGCUCUGGGAGCGUGUGACGUCCUUCUUAAUGCAGCAGAAGCUGAACAAAACGAAAUGAGCAGCGGCAAUCCAGCCCGGCCAGCAGACGCCGAGAGAGGAGAGCUGGAGCGCGGGUCAGGUUCCAAGCAGUAUCUGCAAUCCAUCGAAGAGGACAGCGGCGAAGCCUAUGGAGAACUUGCUGAAGGCGAAGAGCAUGAAAUGUAA
Messenger RNA from Eimeria maxima, 1149 nucleotides. RefSeq lists its product as hypothetical. Bases 1 to 1149 code for a protein of 382 amino acids. Lineage: Eukaryota; Apicomplexa; Conoidasida; Eucoccidiorida; Eimeriidae. The transcript is spliced from 2 exons. The record is from RefSeq and is a predicted model, not a curated record.